GGUGGUGUCUUUGGGCCUCCCAGAGGCGGAGCUGUGAGAGCCUGUGAUUUGUCAGGGAAAUCUCAGCCAUCUGCUGCCUCAUGCAAAUAGACCCAUGUACCCCAUCACCACCACCACAGCUGCUCCUUGGGCCUCCAACGCUAAGCCCUGUCAUCUCUCCCUGAGUGUGGGUGUGAGAGGGUAGCCUGAUCCCUCUGGCUCCUACCUUCACAGUCCAGUAAGACCCCAGGAGACGUGGGCAUGUGAGCAAGACAGACCCCCAGCCUAGCAGGACACAGGGCUCCAUUCUUUAUGUAGUCCCUUCUUUGCCCACAAGGCAGGGGCACAUUGUCCAGCUUCCCCUGGAUCCCCUCUCAACUCCCCCAACUAGGAUCAGGCCCAGGGGCAGCUGGUUGGGGCUUGUCGAGAAAAAGGAUUAUCCAGAUCAGCCCCUUCUAAUCUCACUGUCUGCCUGUACCCUCUCCCCGCACAGCCCUCAAUGAGGGAACAUGGUUUGGGGUGUUGACAACAGGGUCAUCUAUCACCUGUCUGUCCCUGCUCCUGGCCUGUUUGCUGAACAGACCUGCACUGCCAAGAUCAUGAGCACAAGUUAGGGCUAAGGCUGGGGCCUCUGGCGCUGUGGCUGCCCCUCUCUCUUGUUCUGUUCUUCGCCCCAAACCCAACCAGUAAUCCUCACAGCUUUUCUCUGAUCCGUGGGCCUGAUGCUCUUAUCUCUGCUGGCAGACUGACCAUGGAGGCACCCCUUUUCCCCCCUUCUUGUGGCUGGAUGGGGGUUGCUGCUCUUCCCUGGCUCACAGACCUGCUCCCCACCCCUCCAGGCUGACCCAAGUUUCUGGAAGCCACACACCUCCCUCCCUGGCCUCUCCCCCUGCCAGCUGAUUUCAUUUGCCUGACGUGGUUGUCUCUGGCCUUACCCUUCCCUGGCAGUUUCCCCCCUCCCAGUCGGGGACAGGCCAGGCCAGCUCCUCUGGCAGCAGAGGGGGGCAGGUGACAGGCAGGCAUCGCAGCUGAGAGAGUCAAGAGGCGCCUGGGAAGCGGAAACCUGGGAGAAGUCCAGCUAGAGCCCAAGAGCCAGAGCUACCCCUCGACCUGUGCACCAUGGGGGAGAUGGCGCAGCUGAGGCAGGAAGCGGAGCAGCUCAAGAAGCAGAUCGCUGAUGCCAGGAAAGCCUGUGCGGACAUCACCCUGGCCGAGCUUGUGUCUGGCCUAGAGGUGGUGGGACGAGUCCAGAUGCGAACGCGGAGGACAUUAAGGGGACACCUGGCCAAGAUCUAUGCCAUGCACUGGGCCACUGACUCUAAGCUGCUGGUAAGUGCCUCACAGGAUGGGAAGCUGAUCGUCUGGGACACCUAUACCACUAACAAGGUGCAUGCUAUCCCACUGCGUUCCUCCUGGGUCAUGACCUGUGCCUACGCACCAUCAGGGAACUUUGUGGCAUGUGGGGGGCUGGAUAACAUGUGCUCCAUCUACAGCCUCAAAUCCCGUGAGGGCAACGUUAAGGUCAGCCGGGAACUCUCUGCUCACACAGGUUAUCUCUCCUGUUGUCGCUUCCUGGAUGACAACAACAUUGUGACCAGCUCUGGGGACACCACGUGUGCCUUGUGGGACAUUGAGACGGGGCAGCAGAAGACGGUGUUUGUGGGACACACUGGUGACUGCAUGAGCCUGGCUGUGUCUCCAGACUACAAACUCUUCAUUUCGGGGGCUUGUGAUGCCAGCGCAAAGCUCUGGGAUGUGAGGGAAGGGACCUGCCGCCAGACCUUCACUGGCCACGAAUCAGACAUCAAUGCUAUCUGUAGUUGGAGGUUCAACUCAGAGCUUUUCACAUGGAAGACGAGUGCCUUACCAGCAAGCUACACACUAGGUCCUCAUUCCUGGAUCCUGAGAGUAGAUUAUGCAUAUCAUGACUCUGUGCCCUUUAACUACUCCUUGGAAGACAGAAGAGGGUGUUGGAUUCCCUGGAACUGUUGGAGUCACAGUUAUGAGCUGAAUGUGGGUACUGGGACCCAACUGAACUUGGGUCCUCUGCAAGAGCAAGUGCUCUUAGCUGCUAGGCUGUCUUUCCAGCCCUAAAUCAGAAGUUAAAAAAAAAAAAUACCCCCUAAGACAAGGUCUCUCUAUAGCUCUGACUGGGUUGGAAGUUGGAAUUUGCUAUGUAGACCUGGCAAGCCUCACACUCAGAGAUCUGUCAGCCUCUACCUCCCAAGUGCUGGGUUAAAAGUGUGUUCCACCACUGCCCAGCUCAUACGUUUUAUUUCUGUCAUGCUAGAGAAUAAGCCCAGGCUGAGCCUAAUAAGUUGUAUCUCCCUCCCUUAUUUCAGCAUUUGAGAAAAUCUCACUGAGUUGACUGGGCUUGACCAGAACCCACUUUAUACCUCAGGCAGGCCUUGGGCUUCAAUCUCCUGCCUCAGCCUUCUGAGUGCUAGGGACUUGAGGCAAUUCUCCUGUAUCAGCCUCCCAAGCACUAAGAUUACAGGUGUAAGUUUUAUUAUUGUGUAUGAGAGUUUUGUCUGCACAUAUGUCUGCAUACCACAUACAAGCCUGGCUCCCGUGGAGGUUAAGGUGUCAGGGUCCCCUGGAACUGGAGUUACGGAUGGUGUCAGCCACCAUGUGGAUGCUGGGAACUGAACCUGGGUCCUCGAAAGAGCAGCCAAUGCUCUUAACUCCUGAGCCACCUCCCCAAUCCUAGUAUAAUUUGUAAAACCAGGAAAUACAACAUUUACAGAAUACUGCUCAUUCUCAAAUUUAGCCAGUUAUCUUAUAAGUGUCCUUACUGGCAAUGUUUUUCUAUCCAGAAUCCAAUCCAGAAACGUGCACAUCCUUGUCAUGUCUUUUGUCUCUAAAUAGAGCCAUUUUUCUACUUUUCUGGGGUCUAUGACAUUAUUUUGAUAAGGACAUGCCAGUUUUCUGUAAUUUCCCUCCAAGUAUACCUGUUAUUCUUCCUGUUAUAUGCUUGGACCAGUCACAGAAGUCUGAUCUCUUAGUUGUGUGUUCCUGGGAAGCCUUGGUGCUCCUGCCUGCAGCAUGGCAAUGGCGCCUGCCUACAGUGCUGGAGUCGGGCAGAGGGAGCCACGCCAACACAACAGUGAACAGCCAUGCCCAGCAGGUUGCUCACUCUCCAAGAAACACACAGGCAGGGAGGCUGAUAGAAGUGGCUUACACUCGCUGUGGGAACCAGGAAGCAGACAGGAAGGUGAGACUGCCCCAUGUCUGAGCCCUGACGGCU
Mesocricetus auratus (golden hamster) is the source of this 3226-nucleotide messenger RNA. It is a transcript of the gene Gnb3, whose product is annotated as G protein subunit beta 3. NCBI's taxonomy places the organism in Eukaryota, Metazoa, Chordata, Mammalia, Rodentia, Cricetidae. The transcript has 9 exons. Gene Ontology annotation, cellular component: heterotrimeric G-protein complex; cytoplasm. The record is from RefSeq and is a predicted model, not a curated record. Bases 1099 to 2073 code for a protein of 324 amino acids. Gene Ontology annotation, biological process: G protein-coupled receptor signaling pathway. Gene Ontology annotation, molecular function: protein binding; signaling receptor complex adaptor activity.